Molecule: messenger RNA, 11697 nt
Organism: Stegastes partitus (bicolor damselfish)
Lineage: Eukaryota; Metazoa; Chordata; Actinopteri; Pomacentridae
Gene: bsnb
Product: bassoon (presynaptic cytomatrix protein) b
Exons: 12
Coding region: 1-11697 (3898 amino acids)
Biological process (GO): presynaptic active zone assembly; protein localization to synapse
Cellular component (GO): GABA-ergic synapse; glutamatergic synapse; axon
Molecular function (GO): metal ion binding; structural constituent of presynaptic active zone
Source: RefSeq, a predicted model, not a curated record
AUGGGGAACGAGGCCAGUAUGGAGGGGGAGGGACAGGCGGGACAGCCCGGCCCCGCCGUCCCUGCAGCGGGGGCUCCGGCUUCCAUUUCAGCACCACCGGACUCUGGACAGCUCAUCAAGCCGAGCAAUGGAGCGCCAGCCGGAGGGAGCGGGGCUGGACCCGGCCCGGGGAUUAACAGAGCGCCUCCGUCGGACCCGGGGCCGAAAGCAGGAGUCCAGAGCAGCCAUGGGACCGGCGACAGGCUGGCCUCCCAUGACACGCCUCAGCAUGCUGCGCCACAGGGAGAGCAGGGCCAGGGUCACGUGGCCAGGAAGAGUCUGCAGGUGGAUGUGGGUAGCAACAGGACUGGGAGGUCCCCUUCUGUGUCCCCGGACCGAGGCAGCGUCCCCACCUCCCCUUACUCUGUGCCUCAAAUUGCACCUAUGCCCAGCAGCAAACUGUGCCCUGUCUGCAAAACCACAGACCUGAUGGGCACCGGGGACGACAAGCCCAACUUCAACACCUGCACACUGUGCCGCUCCAUGGUGUGCAACCAGUGUGGCUUCAACCCCAAUCCUCACCUCACGGAGGUACAAGAGUGGUUAUGCCUGAACUGUCAGAUGCAGAGAGCUCUGGGGAUGGACAUGACCACACCUCGCUCCAAGAGUCAGCAACAGAUCCACUCUCCUUCUCAUGCAACCAAUCCAGAACUCAAACCUGAAGCUCCAGCUCCUGCACAGCCUGCACCCCAGACACUCCCCCCUCCUCAGACGCAACCUCCAGCACAGGUCCAUCCGGCGCCUGGUCCCCCCAAACAAGCUGGUCCAGCUGGCCCAGGUCAGCAACCGGUAAAGCGGCUUCCAGGGGCAGUGCCUCUUCCUGGGAUGGCCAAGGCCCCCUCCCAACCUGAUCUGUCCCGCAACUCUCCUGCCCACCAUCCCCAGCCCCCCCGCCAGGACCAGACUCGCAGCGCAGGGAGCUCCCCUUCACGACAGCCUCCACCUCCAGAGCAGACUUUUGGGAAGUUGUUUGGCUUUGGUGCUUCGCUUCUUAACCAAGCCAGCACGCUCAUAUCUGAGACUACUCAACCCCAACAACAGCCCCCCAAACCGGCCCCCAAACCAGGAGGACCUCCUGGUCCUGGACCUGGGGCAGGUAAACCCUCAGGACCUCAGCCUGCACAACAGGGGCCUCGAGCCCCUGCUGAGCAUCAGCAGCAGCAACAACACGCUCCCCCGGACUCCUCAAAACCAAAAGUCUGUUGUCCUCUCUGUAAGACAAGCCUGAACGUAGGCAACACAGCAGAACAACCCAACUACAACACCUGCACACAAUGCCACUCCCAAGUGUGCAACAUGUGUGGAUUCAAUCCCACCCCUCACCUCGUCGAGAAGAAAGAAUGGCUAUGCUUGAACUGCCAGACACAGAGGGCCCUGUCAGGAAGCUUGGGAGAUAUUCCAGCUCCUGCCGCGCAGCCCAUGGGAUCUCCCCGGCCAGCUGCUCCAGCCAAUCAACAACCACCUCAGCAGAAAGGGCCAAAUCAACUUUCAGGGCCUAGGGCCCCAGGUCCUCAACAACAACAGAAACCAGCGGGUCCCCAAGUAAGUGGCCCUCUCUCUAGUGUGAAACAGGCUGGACCUGCCCCUCAAACGAAGGGGGUCAGCCAAGCCAAGGGUCAAACUCAGCCACCUGCCCAAGCUAAGGGUUCGGCACAACCCUCAGCUCAGAGUAAGGCACCCAGUCAAGCUAAAGGUCCUAGUCAGUUACAUGCUCAAAGUAAGGGCCCUGCGCAGCCCGCUAGCCAAACAAAGGGUCCGAGCCAGGCCAAAGGGCCAACUCAGACGAAGGCAUCUGCUCAGCCCUCUGCUCAGGCUAAGGGCCCUUCUCAUCCUCCUGGUGCCAAGACUUCAUCUACCGCUGGUAAAGCCGCACCCAACCAUGCCAAGGCCUCUUCCACCCCUUCAAAAACAGCUCCCGCUCAGUCUAAACCCACAGGUAACAACCAGGCGCGCAAACAGCCGCAAAGCCAGGAGAAGACAAAAGUCGCAUCUAAAUCUCUAAAAGAAGACGUCAAAGCCUCACCGAAGAAGGCACUGUCAGAGACUAUCACUUCUCCAAAAGACAUGAAGAUAGCUGAAGAUGCACACAAGUCAAGACACCAUGAAGAUUCCAACAAAUCAAGCUCACAGAGUUUAAGUGACACUGGAUACUCUUCAGAUGGGAUCUCCAGCUCUCAAGGGGAAAUCAUAGGCCAGAUCCGAGAAGAAGGAAUCAAGCUCAGUGAAAGAGGUGCUUCCAUCCCCUCAGAAAUCACCAAGUUGGAGAGCUCCAUGAAGCCUCUGCUAGAGUCAAAGGCUGCUUCAGACUCGAAGCACAGGCCACAUUCACUAUCAGUAGGACAGGAGCGGGACUACAGUCCUGAGGAUGAUGCAGCAAGGGAUGAAUCAGAGGAUGAACUCAGUUGUAAGCUUCGGCAUGACUAUGUGGAAGACAGCAGUGAAAGUGGUCUCUCACCAUUGCCAGUAAGACAGAAGAAGUCACAUAAAGAGUUAACAGAUGAAGAGUACAUGAGGAGGCAAAUUAUGGAGAUGAGUGCUGAUGAAGAAGAAUUAGAAGACUAUGAAAACCAGAAAACUAAAAAGGCACAUAAAACCAGUGGGGAUUUGGGCAAAGAGAGACGACGACUCUCUCAACAAUCUAAUAGCUUUGAGGAAGACACCAAGGCAUCAGAGGGUGCUUAUAAGGCAAAUGAAGAAGAAGAUGUCGGAAUGGCUGGAGGUCUCCGGCGCUUUAAGACCAUUGAGCUAAAUAACACCAAUAGCUACAACCGAGACAUGGAGCUCAGCACUGAGCAUGACCUACGAGAACCAGAGCUAGAGAUGGAGAGUCUGACUGGUUCUCCAGAGGAGCGGUCAAAGGGAGAAUAUUCAUCCACUCUACCUGCCACUACUCCCAGCUAUACCUCUGGAACAUCUCCCACAUCUGUGUCAUCCAUGGAGGAUGACAGUGACAGCAGCCCUAGUCGUAGGGCAAGACUAGAGGAAGCAAAGCAGCAGAGGAAGGCUAGACAUCGGUCCCAUGGGCCACUGCUACCCACUAUCGAGGACUCAUCUGAGGAGGAUGAGCUCAGAGAGGAAGAAGAACUACUUAGAGAGCAGGAGCAGAUGAGAGAUCUAGAACAACAGAGGAUCCGAAGUACAGCCCGAAAAACAAAGAGGGAUAAAGAGGAGCUACGGGCACAGAGACGCAGAGAAAGGUCCAAAACUCCCCCCAGUAAUCUUUCUCCUAUUGAGGAUGCAUCACCAACAGAAGAGCUAAGACAGGCUGCAGAAAUGGAGGAGCUUCACAGAUCAUCAUGUUCUGAAUACUCGCCUUCUAUGGACUCAGAGGCAGAAGGUUUUGAGAUGAUUGGUGGAAAGCUUUACAAAUCAGGAAAUGAAUUUAACCUUCCAACCUUCACAUCCCUAUACUCCCCAACAGAAAAAACAUCAGCAAUGUCACCAUCGGAUAAAACAUUAAAAAGCGCAGAAGAAGUCUAUGAGGAGAUGAUGAAGAAAGCACAGCUCAUGCAAAGGCAAGGACAAACAGUUAGUCAGCAGAAAAGUGCCUCUCAACAAGACGGCAAGCAUCAUCUCGAAGCUGGAACUGUCCUCACCCCUGGCUCAAGCCCAACCCAGGUUACUGCACCUAUGUCCUUCUCCACAACAGGCAGUGAUCCAAGAAUUUCAGGAAUUCAUGGAGCGCAGCAUCUAUCAAAAGAAACGCAAAACAGGAUGAUGACACAGAGUGCCAAAAUUGAAGGAGUUGUUGGAGUUGCCACAACCAAAGCCCAAGUGAGUCAGACUGCCAUGACUCGACAGGCAGGUAGUACAGUGCCUGCUGGCAACAGAGCAGGCUCCCAGAGGCCAACACAGGCAUCACCUGACCCCGGAGCAUCCUCUCUAACCUCCAAAGUCUUUUCCCUUUUCAAAGGUCCCAGCCCCCCAGUGUCCCCCACUGCUUCCCCAACACAAAGCCCAACACAUACACCAUCUGUACGACCCACUGGCAGUAGUGGCAGGCAACUGCCAACUUUGCCUGGAGGUCCUGCAUCAGGCGCAGCAUCCCAUGGAGCUCAGGCACCACAGAGGGCAGUUUCACCACGUCUUAUACGACAACAGUCCUCUAAAGAUUCACCGGUGAUGGUGAUAACAUUGGGCUCUGAAGCAACUAGUCCUGCCAAGCCAUUAACUGUAAAUUCUUCCACUUCCCCUUUGUCAUCACCAACACAGGCCAGUUGUAAGACAUUGUAUAGCUCUCAGCCCCUUUCUACAAGUUCUCCAACAUCGCCCCAAAUGCAUCCAUCACAGCAGUCCCUGAGGCAUUCCUCUCAAAAUGUUGAAAAAGUAAAUGUGGGUAUUAGUGCAAGCACCACUGCACAUGGUCGUGGAUCAAUGGAAAAUAUAUCUCUCUGUAAAAUCUCAAAUAUUCCAGGCACUUCAAUGGUUGUGGGUCAGGGCCAACCACAUCCAAGCACUAGCAUUGUGGACUUGAGAGCUCCAAUGAGGCCAGCUCCAAUAAUAAUGACAGAUCAGGGAAUGGACCUAACAUCUCUUGCCUCUGACACAAGAAGAUACUCUUUAGGAGCAGAGCAGCCAUCUGGUAGACACACAGCAGUGCAACCUCUUAUUAUGAACCUGAAUGCUCAAGAGCAACCACAUGUAUCUGUGUCAACCCCAACUACAGUUAGCGUCACAGUCGCAGGUUCAAUGUUCAUGUCCCAACCCAAGCAACCAAUCGUGUACGGAGAUCCUUUACAAAACCGUGUGGAUCUGGGGCAGGGUGUUGGAGCAGCGGUUUGUUUAACCCAGAAUAAGCCACCAAUUACUGACCCAUCUAUUCCCAAAAUUGAUGCCUGUCUGGAGAAUCUGGGUAUACAACAGCAACAACUGCAGUUACAGCAGCAAAAGCUUUUGCAGCAGCAGCAGCUUCUUGAGCAGCAACUCCAACAGCACCACCAGCAGUCCUCUUUUGCUCGUUACAAUUUAGCUAAUCAGGUCCAGCCACUGCUGAUUAAAAAAGACCUUGUAGUGAGCCAGACAAGCAGUGCCCAACCUGUAGUGACUGCUAGUGCCAUACCUAGAGUAUCCCCACUGGCUCCACCAGCAGUGUCUGGGGCUCCUGCUUCUAAUGCUCCCCAUGAAUUGUAUGGCGGAGUUGCCUUAGAGCUAAAAAACAAGCCAACAGUAAUGAACUUGUCCACAGGUAAGCCCCAUGUCAUGAUGGUGCAGCUUGAUGAGAGCAACACAUUGCAAGGUGGCACGGUGACUCAACUGGUAAAGCAAGAAGAACCUCCUCCCCCUCCUCAGGUCUUGGAUCUUACUGGACAGAUAAAACCAGAAAAUCAAGUGGCUUGUUGUGAUGUUGUUUACAAAUUGCCCUUUGCUGGUUCCUGUUCAGGGUCAUUAACUCAGAAGCCUACCACAAUAUCCUCAGAUAAAAACCCCAACCCUGAACCGUCUCAAGCAGCCCAUCCUCUCCAUCCACCACACUACAAUGUCAGUCAACAACAACACCAGCCUCAAGUUACACAAGCAAUGACAGAGGAACAUAAACCAUAUCAACCACCCACAGGCCCCUCAGGAAGAAUACAGCCCUCCAUGUCUGAUACUAAUCUGCCAUCCAUGACUGAUGCUGGUCACUAUCAGGGUAAUGUCCAAGGUGGUCUGGCAGUAGAUCUUAGCAGUAUGAAUCAGGUUUAUGAUGGUGGAUACCUUGGCAUGGGAGCACAGUAUGGUUCUUACACAGAUCUACGUCACCAAGGAGAUUUUGCGGGCCCUUCAUUACCCCUUCGUCGAUAUGGCUCCAUGUCAAACAUCAAUUCUGACUAUGCCUACAGUUCACGUGACCUAUCUGGAUCACAGGACUCCAAUCUGGCUCAGUACAGUGCAACCACUGCCAGAGAGAUCAGUCGCAUGUGUGCAGCUCUUAACACAGUGGAUCAGUUUGGGAGCCGGUAUGGAACUAACCCUGAACUAGGUCCAUAUGGGGCUGGAAGGGGUGGACCUUUAGCAAGGCUAAAUCUUCAGCAGAGCUUAGCAUCAAUAAGAGCAAAUUUACUGUAUGGACCUGAUGGAAGACCAAUGGCCAAUGGCCAAACUCUAACAAAUCUAAUAAAUGCUAGACAAGCAAGUAUACGCGCCUUGUACCCUGCUGCUAUGAGAGGAGGUGAUGGCAUGAUAUAUUCCACAAUAAACACUCCCAUUGCCUCUACAUUGCCAAUUACUACACAGCCUUCCUCUGUCCUGCGUCCCAUGCCUAGAGGAAUUUACAGACCAUACCCUACAGGUGUAACUGCUGUACCUCUGGCUAGUCUUACCAGGUUGCCUCAAGUAAGUCCCAGGAUGCCUCUGUCCACACAGGGACCAUAUUCCUACCCUCCUCCAAACCAGUAUCCUACUUCAGCCACACCAUCAGGAAGUGUGCCUGUGGUAAGCAGCUCUCACCAGGAGACUCCAGUAUACCUUGGAAAGCCUUUAACAACAGUUUCUGCACAAACAGCUGCAACUAUUCCACCAACCCAACCGGCAGCACACUUGGGAGUACAAAGUCUACCAGCACCUGGUAUGCAAACCACAGCAAAUCAGCAAAUAGACCCUACUCUACUUACCUCACAGAGUAUUACAUCCCUCUCUCCAGGUCAAGGCCAACCUCCAGCUGUCCAGCCAGUGCAGGCUAAAAUGCAGCCACAGCAGUUACCAACUCAAACUGAGCCUUUAUCUUUGACUCAAACCCAACCUCAAACUCAACCCAUCAGUCAGGCUCAACAAGGCCAGUCACAGACAUCACCACAUGGAACUGCCCUAGCUACCACAGAUGCACAGAAAGGUAAAGAAGAUGAGAGACUGAGUCAGCAGCAAGAGCACAUGUUACAGUUAGAGCGAGAGCGGGUUGAACUGGAGAAAUUACGCCAGCUGCGUCUACAUGAGGAGCUUGAAAGAGAUCGUAUGGAGCUUCAGCGUCACAGAGAAAAAGAACAGUUACUUGUUCAGCGUGAGAUUCAAGAACUGCAGACAAUUAAACAGCAAGUCCUGCAGCAGCAGCAAGCAGAGCGAGAGACACAGCUUAUUAUGCAAAGAGAGCAACUGGCCCAGCAGAGAAUGCAGCUUGAGCAAAUUCAAUCUCUGCAGCAGCAGCUCCAGCAGCAGUUAGAGGAGCAGAAGAGACAAAAGACAGCAGCAGUGGAGGCAGCAGCGGCUGCUGCUGCAGCUGAGGCUGCAGCUGCAUCAGCUGCAGCGGCAGCAGCAGCAACCUCUGCCCAGGGUACUAUACAAGGGGUAGUUGUUGGAGGAGGGACCCCUCAAGGGUUCAUUAUCUGUGACCAGAGUGGUAGAGUUAUUCAGCAAGAAGGACAAAGUGUGCAGUUUUGGCAGGAUGGACAAGUGGUCCAAGCUGUGGUGGCUGCUCGACCUAUCCAUAGUUCAGUCUCUGAAAUGUCUUUGAGGAGCAGUGACAAACCGACUGAUUCGAAGACUAUGAAAAAGCAGAAUUCCAUGCCUCGGUUGAGGGACGGCUCAGAGGAUGACUCUGGUAAAAGGAUCACAGACAGCUGUGUGCAAACAGAUGAUGAAGAUGGAGAGGAUAAAUUCAUGAACAGGCGCAGGAGAACAAGGCGUAUUGCGGACUGCAGCGUGCAGACCGACGAGGAGGACCAGGCAGAAUGGGAACAGCAGCCAGUGAGGCGCAGGCGGUCACGUGUAUCCAAGCACUCUGAAUCCAGUGGUGAGGCUAAAUCUGAUGGAUCAUCUAAAGUGGGUUCUGCAAGUAUAGCUAUUCAGACCACAAAUGAUUCAUCAUGCCAGACAGAGCUCGACCAACUAGGCAGAGUUUCUCCUGCAAUCCACAUUACCAUGGCGGAAACCUCAAAGGUUGACCUAUUACAUUACAUAGCAGCUCCUGAAAGGACCCACAAAGGAGAGAGUCUGGCCUGCCAGACAGAACCAGAGUCUCACUCUCAGGGUGUGGUUGCUCCUCAGCUAAGUGUCCCUACAACUAUCAGUCCAUACUCAACAAGUCUGCAUAUAGUAGGUGCAAACACAUCUGACCCAACUUCUCCUAGACUCCAAGGAGUUGCUAAAUUUGAGAGGAGAAAACCUGACCCCUUGGAAAUUGGCUAUCCGCAGCAAAACGAGUCCCAGUCUCGUCAGCCCCCAAAAUCUCCCCAAGUGCUGUACUCCCCCGUAUCUCCACUGUCUCCUCAUCGCAUGCUAGAGACAACAUUUGCCUCCCAGGAGAAGCUUAACAAAGCCCAUGUUACGCCCCAGCAGAAGGCCUUUACUGUAGAAUCUCCCCAGCGCCACCAGACCCUACCAAGACCCAUAAAAAGUGUGCAGCGCUCCAUGUCGGAUCCCAAACCUCUCAGUCCUACAUCAGAGGAUCCUGCCAAGAACAGGUUCUCCCCAUAUCAUCAGCAAGCUGUGUCCAACAGUCAGCAGAUGGCCUCCCUGCAGCAGCAGCAGAACUCUCUGAUGAGGAAAGUAAAGAGGACUCUCCCCAGCCCCCCUCCAGAGGAGACUCCGCUCCCCAUUGUCACUCCAGCACAAAUGUACAGCUCCCCUGGCAUGCCCCAGAGGGUUCUUCCAAGACCUGCCCAGGGAGUCACCAAGGCUGGGCUGCUGAGUGAACUGAAAGCUGUGGAACAAGAGUCGUCGAAGCUGCGCAAGCAGCAGGCUGAACUGGAAGAAGAAGAAAAGGAGAUUGAUGCCAAGCUGCGUUAUCUGGAGCUAGGCAUUACCCAGCGUAAGGAGACCAUGGUGAAGGAAAGGGAGAGGAGAGAGUUGGCCUACCUGCGAUGUAUGGGUGAUGCCCGAGACUACAUGUCAGACAGUGAGCUCAACAACCUCAGGAUGGCAGCUGCUACUGGAAACUUUGAUGCUAAUGGUUUGCUGACAAGGCCCAGUACUGCACCACUGAGUCAGUUUACGAAUGACCUCAGUGCAACCUCUCAGUAUCCCUCAACCUCAUCUUAUAUGUCAUAUCCAUACCCUCAAAGUCAACCAUCAACACAGCAGCCAGGCUCUGCUUACCAACAGAUAGGUUUCCAGCCUCCUCAGUACCCUUCGUCCUCUGCACCUCAACCAGGAACAUUCCAGCCGCAUCCUCCACCGGGCCCUGGCUACCAGAACCAGGGAACCUAUUCAUCCCGCAUGUAUGGCCAGUCCUCCUAUCAGACAGACAUUAGCAUGCAGCAGCAUGGCCACCAGGGCUUCCAUUCACCUGGUCAGCCUAUGCCAGGACAGAGUCUUCCUUAUCCCAGCCAUAGUUCCUACCAACCUGGACUCCCCUACCAACCCCAGGCAGAGAUCCUUACAGUCCAUCAAAGACCAAGGCAAACUUCUUUGGCUGACCUUGAGCAAAAACUCCCCACCAACUACGAGGUCAUCAACAACCCAGCAGUGUCAGUGGCAACGUCAGCUCCAGAUACCAGCUUUGGUUCAGCCUAUAGCAAUGCAUAUGGACAGUACCGCCCCCCUGAGCCUGGCCUGACUCACUCUGUGGACAGCCCCACUUCUGCUUAUGCUGCAGAUGGGCUCUACACUUCUAACCUAGAGCAGAAUAUUCCAAGGAACUAUGUCAUGAUUGAUGACAUCAGUGAGUUGACAAAAGAUAACACUGGCCAAGCCACUGAUGCUCUAGGUCAUCCUGUAGGAGGACGAUAUCGCAGUGAGAAUGGUCCUGCACGAGGGAGUGGCUACGGCAGGCCUGAAGAUGAGCCUGUUGAUGCUUAUGGCAGACCUACAGGCUCAACAGGUUACCAGACCACAGUAGAUGGUCGCACGGGCACCACAGUGAGUGGAGGCUCUUAUUACUAUGAUGAUUAUAAACACACAUCACGGAGCAGCUCUGGUAGCCACAAACUCACACCUAAGAACCUCGCCCCUGCCGUAGUCUCCUCUAAACGCAGUAAGCACAGGAAGCAGGGAAUGGAGCAGAAGAUUUCUAAGUUCUCCCCUAUUGAGGAAGCUCGGGAUGUGGAGUCUGACCUUGCGUCUUACACAAUGACGACAUCAACGGGGGGAACCUGUACAGUUGUGUCUCGGUCCAAGAAGCUUCAGGAUGAUGGCACCUAUGGGAUGAAGAAAAAUGCAUAUGACCAGCAGAAAUACUAUGGCACCAGUCGUGAAGGUCUUGAGGAAGAGGACCGCAUGUACAGCUCUGGUAGGUCCAGGUCUACAGGAUAUGGUAUGGACAAGAUUUCCUCCAGAGAUGCCACAGGUCACCGGAGUAAAUCUUACGAAAGAGAUGCCAUGGAGCGGUCUCAGAGGAGCAGCCGUGGCGGAAGACCUCCCAUGCGCAACCAGAAUUCAGAAGAGGAGAGUCCACUCAGUCCUGUUGGGAAGCCUGUCGGCAUGGGAAGAAGCUCUGGCAUACCAGAAGCCCAUGAUGUGAGAAAUCAGUAUGGCUCCAGCCAUUCGCUGCCAGAUGUGCAGGACCACCACAAGAAGGACCUGCCCAGGAGUCAUGUCUAUAAACCAGAUGACCCCUAUCUUGUAGAUGACAUGCACUGUGCUGUUUCUGACAGUGAAGCCUAUCACUUGGGCCAAGAGGAGACUGACUGGUUUGAGAAGCCACGGGAGGCCCGUUCUGAUCGCUCAAGACAUCAUGGAAGUGGAGGUCACUCAUCCACAGGUAGACGUAGUAAACACACCUACCACGACUAUGACGAGCCUCCAGAGGAGUACGGUCCACAGGAUGAGUACAACCAACAACGCCACUCCUCUUCUGCAUCACGGGACCAUCGCCACCAUGGCAGCAGUUCUGGCAGACACAGCUCUUCUCGCCACUCCGCUGAAGAUCCCAGAGCCUCGCGUUCUUCUAGAACACACCCCAAAGACCCAUCUGGCCGUGCUGACGGCAGAAGCGCUACAUCUGCACAAAGAAGGAGUGGUCCAGACUCUCGUUCAGCCCAGGGAAGCCCUCGAAACUCAGGAGACUUCUCUCGUGACCCAGCCUCCGGUCAUCACCACGGCACUGGGGGAAGGAGCCAGAGACCACAAGGGGAUCGCACCACCUCCAGGAGACAGGAUCCCUCUUCAGCAGGGCCCAAAUCACAGCAACAGCAGCCUCCUCAGGGCCAUACUGGGCAGCAGCGGUCAGGUGGACAGGGCCAGUCCGGGAGACAUCCAGGCUCUGAACCACUUGAUGGCACCCAGCAGGCGCAGCAGCAGCCACAUCAGCAGUCGCAUCAGCAGCAGCAGCAGCAGCAGCAGCAGCAACAGCAGCAACCACAGCAGCACGGCCAGACCCCUCAGAGCAGCCAGCCUGCAACAACCGCAGCAGGAGCUGGACAGGCACAGCAGCAGCCAAAAUCCGGCCAAGCCCCGCCACAAGGACGCCAACCAGGAGGAGGGUCUGCAGCAGGACAGCCGGCUGCAGCCGCAAAGAUGGAGGCCACACCUGCACCAGCUGCCACAGGAAUGAAAGCUAUGGCAGGAGUACCACCAGCACCGCAGCCUACCAAAAUAGCCACACCCCCUCUAACAGGCAUUGGCUCCAAGGCCGCCCCUGUUGGGAUUGGUAGCAAAGCAGGAGGUAUAGGCAGCGCUGCUCCAGGCCAGGCACCUGCUGAAGGGGAAAACGUUCUGACCAAAAUCCUGCAAGGAGGGGCAGCAGAGCAGGCGGGAAAACUGGGAGAUGCUUUGUCUGGCCUUGGGAAGAAGUUCACUUCAUUUUGGUGA